ACCCCCCGUUGCCUCUGACUCCCUCCGAAGCUGCCCGCACCCAGCGCCCCAGGUGGACACGAGACGCGACACACGCUAUCGGCGCCUGGCCGCCUGCUCGGCUGCUCCGGCGCGCCACCCCGCCGCCCGGAGGGGGCCUCCUCCACCUUGCCUUCCCGUCUGGCGACGCCUCCUUCGGAUCCUGACUUCGCCGCCCCCUCCGUGCAGGUCGAAGUGGUGGCGCCCCCGGCUGCCCUGCCCCCUGCAGGCCGGCGCCCCUGCUGCCGUGAGGCCGACGCCCCUAUAGCCAUGUUCGCAGCUCCUUAAGGCUGAAGGUUGAUAGGGGAUGAGCCCCCAACGCCUGCACAAGGGAGAAGCAUCCUCCAACUUUUGGCUAUUUCCUACAGUUGAUAACCAAAGUACUCAGCCAUGGUGUUUCUUGAGGCGGAGAUGUCAUGGAAUGUGUUGAUCUCACCUUGCCAGCUGGACCGCAAGGGCCUCCUGCUCCGUAAGGCUAUCAUUGUGCGUCUUCUGGAGGAUGUUACGAAUAGGAGGGCUUCCAAGGAGCAUGGGUACUACAUUGCCGUCAAUCAGCUGAAGGCGAUAUCUGAAGGGAAAGUGCGUGAGCUAACUGGAGAUGUUCUGUUCCCAGUUACGUUCACCUGCAUAACGCAGAAGCCUAUGAAGGGUGAGGUCAUGGUUGGAUACGUGGAUAGGAUCCUCAAGCAUGGUGUGUUUCUCAAAUCUGGACCCAUCGAGAGCAUCUUCAUGGCUGAGAAGUCGAUGAGCGACUACAAGUACAUUGGUGGGGAGAACCCGAUCUUCAUGAAUGAACACUCGAAGCUGGAGAAGGUCGCUGCCGUGCGUUUCAAGGUCAUGGGGUUCCGUUGGAUGGAAGCCGACCGCCAAUUCCAGCUUCUUGCUACAAUAGCUGGUGACUUUCUCGGGCCUCUGUGAACUGCUUCCACAGGUUAAAUGCGAUUCCGAUGUACAUUGCCCAAUUAGAUGGUUGAUGGAUGGGCCGAUCUGUGUUAGAAUGAACUUUGCAUCCUGUAGUUUCUCUGUAGUGGCAACACAUGGCCGAUGUCUUAUCUGACGGUAAUGCUAUCCACUGAUGCCAGACAUUUGGCUCCGUGGUUUUGACAUUGUCAGUAUACUUUGACGAGCCAGUGUUGCCAUGGAUAUUCACCUUUCUGUGAUUGCUUGCAAGUGCACGCUACUUGGUGUUCCCUGAUCUGUCAGUGAUUGGAUUUGCAUA
Molecule: messenger RNA, 1237 nt
Organism: Panicum virgatum (switchgrass)
Lineage: Eukaryota; Viridiplantae; Streptophyta; Magnoliopsida; Poales; Poaceae
Product: DNA-directed RNA polymerase V subunit 7-like
Exons: 4
Coding region: 409-936 (175 amino acids)
Biological process (GO): DNA-templated transcription initiation; DNA-templated transcription
Molecular function (GO): single-stranded DNA binding; single-stranded RNA binding
Source: RefSeq, a predicted model, not a curated record